CGGAUGUUCAAACUUUUGUGAUAUGCCAAAGUUUAAAAGUUAAAUAAAAGGACACGUUUAUUUAUCACCCGUGGAUGUCGCGUGAAGUGUUUAUAAGCAUACCUUCGUCUUUUUCUUUACUUUUCGUCGUCUGAAGUCGGGCCGUUGCCAUGGAGGACGUCACGCGCCUGGUCUCAUCAGGUGACUGCCUGAAGAUUUGGGAUUCAGCCUCCAUGACGGUGAUGGAGCAGUUCAACCCUCACAGUGCAACACAUCCUGUGGCUCAAGUGUGCUGGAGCAGCAGCAAUCAGUACCUGGUCAGUGCCAGCAGUAUUGGGGACAAGCUGGUGGUAUCCAGUCUCAAGUCCUCACCGGUUCCAGUGAUGGAGCUUGGUGAAGGGAAAAAGCAAACACGCGUCAGUCUGAACUCCACGUCGCAGUUCUUAGUUAGUGGAGGUCUGGAUAACACUGUUAAUAUCUGGGAUCUAAAGACAAAAAGGUUACACCGUAGCCUUAAGGACCAUAAGGAGGAAGUUACAUGUGUGUCUUUUAAUGGAGGAGAUAGCUACAUAGCAUCAGGCUCCACCAGUGGAGAUAUCAUCCUCCAUAGCAUAACCACAAAUCUGUCGAGCAAACCCUUCGGUCAUGGACCAAAUGUCCCCAUCCAUGAUUUGAGAUAUUCACUGGUGAAGAGGUCUCUGCUAGGCACUGUGUCCGACAGUGGCUCUGUUGCAUUGUGGGAUGCUAACACUCAGAAGGAGCUGCAUUUGUUUGAUGGGGCACACAAAGCCCCUUGUUCAGGGUUGGCUUUCUCUCCGGCCAAUGAUUUGCUUUUCAUCACUGUGGGGCUGGAUAAGAAGAUCGUCUGCUAUGACACUUCCAGCAAAAUGGUCUUUCGUAAUAAGCAGGUAGAGUCUCCACUCACAGCCAUUGACUUUACACCAGACGGGGCUGGACUUGUCGUGGGAUCCACUCAGGGAAGAAUCUCUCUGUAUGACUUGCGAAACCUCAGCGCGCCGGUCAAAAUCACUACAGCUCACAAGACAUCCGUAACCUCUAUUCGCUUCCAAAACUCCACUUCUAAAAUAAAGUCCACUAAAACAUCAUCCAACAAAUCCCAGUCAAAUAAGAGGAUCUCUGCAAAACUGGGUGGUCAGCAGACAGGACCGUCCACUCCGACAUCUACAGUUCCACCUCCUUCUGAAUUUCCUGGAGAAAGAGGAGAUGGCCAAGCCCAAAUCACAGGAACUGCUGAUGAUGUCUUCUCCCAACACAGUCAAAAUCAGCCUCCAAGCCUGGAGAAGUUUAGCGGCAUUGGCCGAAACAGCCUGAAUUUGGAUAUUUUCUCCCCUCUUAAUGAUGGUUUUAAGUCGCACGGUUUUGGUGAUACUCCAACGUCAAGAAAUGGGGGAAGUAUAGAUGUGUUCUCAAGGGAGGGAGAAGGUCAACACAGUACAGACAGGUUCAGGGUUGGUCGAAACAGCUUGGAUAUCUUCUCACCUGUUCGAGAUGAUUACAAAAGCCACAGACUAAGUGAUGCAUCAGUUGGAAAGAAAGACUUCGACUACCUACCUCAUUUUCCUGGCGGGUCAUCGCAGCGUAAGACCCCAUUGGGCACUCCAGGCAAUCGCUGCUACAGUCCAUCUGUGGUGCAGACUCCUCCGCCAAUCAAAGAAGAGGAAUCUCUUACCACACCACCCCAACAGACAGAUAUACAGAACGGCUCGAAGGUGGAGCAAAUGAAUGCCCUCCGCCAUGAAUAUGAUGUCGUAACGUCACCGCCUGCCGCCCAGAGCACACGUGUUCAGUCGGUGCAUCCAUACAACACACCUGAGCCCAGUAAGAAAGAUCUGCCCACCCAGCUCACCUAUGAUUCACCGGUCGGCCAACCCCAUCCUGUCACCUUACCUGCUCCAGCAGCAGCAGGUGUUGCCUCUGAGAGCAAUGGAGCUCCACUCACCUCGGUUCAAAUGAAAUUCGUUCAUAAUAUGAUCCAUGAGGCACUAGAAGACUUUAGGGACACGUGCCAUAGAGAUAUUAUCAAUCUACAGGUGGAGAUGGUGCGGCAGUUUUAUAUUCAGCUGAACGAAAUCCACGGUCUAAUCGAGAAGUACUCCGUGAACGACUCACUCGUCGAGGAGAUAGAAAGACUGAGAGAGGAAAACAAACGACUACGGGCCAAUUAUUAAGACUGUCAUGGAUACGCAUUUCCCACUGCAUUAUGAAUCCUGUGAUCAUCCAGGGAUAUUGACUGAAGUCAGAGACGAUAAAGCAGUGGCUCUGAUGUUUUUCCAGUGCCUUAAAUCUGCUCCAGACCACAGCUCACAGACUGCCUUUGUAUUUGUCACAUCCAUCACAUCGUUUUGUAUUUGUUUUUCUCAGUGUGUAAGUUUUUCAUGCCUUACAAAUCAAACAGCAAGUUAAAGAACACACUUUGUUUUUUCUCCAAGGUGUGUGUUUUGUAUAAUUAUAUGCUGACUAGUUUAUAGGAACAUGUACAUAUUGGCACUUAAAACAUGAAUGUGGUAUAGUGACAAAUCAUCUCAAUGUAGACUUUGUCACGUAUGGAGUGCUUUGAGUCUAGGUUAUUUUUGAAAUCCACAUGCCAAAAAUAAAUGGACAUUAAUGAUGUGUAGGAGUAUGUGUGGUAUUAGAGAGAUUUCAGCAUGAAAUGUGUAUUUAAAUGAUAGUGCUUCAUAAAUAAUACAUAAGAUCUAUGUUCAAUAAAUUUCCUAUAAUCUUGACUGAGCAUUUGGCAUCCAAAAUGCGAAAAACUAACAACCAUUAUAUUGUAUACUGUGCUUCUAAUCUGCUUUUCUAGAGAAGUCUUCCAAUGGACGGGGCUUAAAUAAAUUAUUACCGCAUUUCACACACAGCCGUGUUUUUUCUUUUGCAGACUACCAUGACUAAAAACAUGCCUGUAGUUUUUGUUGGGUAUAUUACUGAUCAUACACUAUAUUAAUAAUACACAAGGUUAUGAUGCCACCCAGUUAAACUUUAGUUUUCUCAACCAAUUUGUGGAUUUCUUAGUUGACUUUCAUUUCCUCAGUUAACUUUCGUUUCAUAAUUAAAAGAGCCCAGGUGCGAUCCUGCGACUAUGCCACGAUUGUUAUGAAAAAACAAGGCCAAGACAACUGAUAAACAAGAGUAACGUUACGUCAUUUUAGAUUUGAUGAGGAGUCGAGCAGCAUUUCACUACAUUUAAAAUAAGUUAGUCAAUGCCAAUUAAAAUAUAUACAGAGAACGUCAUUUUAGAUUUGAGGAGACGUCCAGCUGUACUUCGCUACAUUAACAAUAAGGUAGCUGUGCUAGGUAGGCCAAGAGAACCAAUAAGCAGAAUACGUAAUUUUAGAUAUGAGAAAGGAUUCAGAUGCACUCGAACAAAUAAGUUAACUGUGGCAAAGAAAAUAAAUUAAAAAAAGUUAACUGUGGCAGGCCGAGAC
Paramisgurnus dabryanus is the source of this 3422-nucleotide messenger RNA. It is a transcript of the gene nedd1, whose product is annotated as NEDD1 gamma-tubulin ring complex targeting factor. NCBI's taxonomy places the organism in Eukaryota, Metazoa, Chordata, Actinopteri, Cypriniformes, Cobitidae. Gene Ontology annotation, molecular function: gamma-tubulin binding. The record is from RefSeq and is a predicted model, not a curated record. Gene Ontology annotation, biological process: microtubule nucleation; mitotic cell cycle. Gene Ontology annotation, cellular component: ciliary basal body; centrosome; spindle pole.